CAGAGCAGCGUAGUUUCGACGGGACGGUAGACGGUCAAAUAUAUAGGACAUAUUUCAGGCUAAACAUCUUUAAAGGAAUAUGUAUUUUGCCGCUCAGUAAGAGUGUAUUCCUUGUAUUGUUCUGUAUUUCCGGCUCUGUGUUUAUAUAAAGUUAUCCAACUUGUGUUGGUGUGUUUUUGAUUGAUUAGUUGGUGUAUUAUCAGCACAUUAAUGGCUUUGAUAGCGACCGAUCAGGGCUGCAAACUCAACGGGACGUCGGCGAUUUACGGCCGAGUUGGACCGAGAAAAGAAGUGUUUCAAGGUAAGACGGAGGGCUUUAAAGUUAAAAUGCAUCCAAAAGAGACGGACUAUUCAACAGAUGGCCUGCCCAAAGCCUUCCUGCUCAGCCUGAGGACCCUUUUUGACAUUUUGGAUGAUGGUGGACGGGGCUAUGUCCACAUUUCGGAGAUUGAGACCCGCUGGCAGGGGGCAGACACCCGGGACCUGCCCGGCGGGGUGCUGGGCUGCCUCAGGAGGGUCACCCCACCGCAUGGCUGCCUCACCUUUGAGCGGUUCGUUGCGGGGCUGCGGUACUCUAUGCUCAACCCGGAGCACAGCGCCCACUUCAAGGCCCAGGCUGCCGCGCAUCCACAGCAGGCACCAAAGCAGCCCCUAAAACCUGCCCCGCUGUCCACAUGCAGUGUUGGGACACGGGUUGAGAACAAGGUCCGUCCGCUGGGGCCAAGCAACGUGACCAACACCCAGCAGCACCGGUCGACCUCCCUGCAAUGCCGGACCAGGCUUGAGGACGGGCCCGGGUACCCGGCGUGUGGACCGGUUCGGUACAGCGCGGGCUAUGAGAGGUCCGGGCGGAGUUUGGAGCAGAAUUCUGUGGCUCCGGGGGGCGGGUGUUACCGGGCCGACCCGAGCCAUGCCACCAAACCCACACAGCCCCAGCAGAGCCUGAUCAGAUCCAUUGAGUCUCUCGCUCUUGAGUCACCGCAGCUCCAAGGAUCAAGUGUUGCGAAAUCAGGUUUACCAAGAUCUCAGAGUGAAUCAGCAACAGGAUUUACUGGCAGCUCCAGGCGACACGGGCGAGGUCGGGAUGAGCAGAGGCGGCAUACCAUAUCCAACGGAGUGGAUUACGGAAUGUUGAAGCAAAUGAAAGAGCUGGAGCAGGAGAAGGACUCCCUGCUGGCCGGCCUGGAGGUGGUGGAGCGGGCCCGCGACUGGUACCAGGGCCAAAUCCACAAUGUCACAGAGAGACAGCGGCAGGUCGGCCAGAACUCCCACUGCACGGAUUUCUUCACAGAAGCCAAUCAGAGUCGCAUGAACGUCCUAAUACCCAAAUUGCAAGAAGUCAACCGCUGCCUCAAUGACCUUAUUUCCUGCUCUGGCAUGCAGUCAUUUCCUUCCAGCGCUGCUCAGACAGCAGCUAACCCUCAGCCUCCGGGUCCAGCUCCUCCACAAGCCAUCCAGAGACUGAAGGACCAGAACCGACUUCUCACACAGGAGGUGACGGAGAGGAGCGAGCGGAUCGCCCAGCUGGAGCAGGAGAAGUCGGCUUUGAUAAAACAGCUUUUUGAGGCUCGCGCCCGCAGUGCGCAGGACACCAGCACCAUGGACUCCACCUUCAUCUGAAAAGAAUGACACUCCACCCAACACCGUAGCAUGUUUAGCACCGCAUUACAGCUAGAAAUCAUCAUGACGCUGGUCUGGAGCAAACUUUUACAAGACUGUAAACUGACUGUUGUUCACACACACUAUUAGCAGUGAUGCACCUUUUAGCCGUGACGCGCAAACACCCUCGACUGCAGCAUGCGACCACUCCACCCCAAACCAAAACAUGCACUACCUAGAUGUGAAUACUCCGAGGAAAACCUGACCCGAACGACUUGACCCGAGAGUCUUUUACUUUCUGCCUUUUUUUGUUUCCUGCAUAAACACUCCGACUAAGCUGAAAAGACUGGAACACAAUCCAGUCGGGUCUCACGAGAUCCCAUCACCCACAUUUCUCGCAGGAUUACAUCAUCUGCAAGAGCUCCACUCCUACUCUCAAAAGACUUUGUUUUGUUUAUUUUCUUCUGCUGCACAGGCAACAUGAACUUUAACUUAUAAGGGGGGUCGGGGGGUGGUUUCUGUCGGAAUAAAAUGCCAUAUUCUUACAGUUUAAUAUGAAAAUCACCAGCUGCAUGUGCUUGCUGUGACCUAUCAAUUACAUUGUGGUACUUUGAUCUAAAUGAUAAUGAGAUACACUGUCUUUCAGUAUUUCUGAAGUUAAGUUUACCUGACAUUGGCUUUCUAGGUUUUUUUUAAGCGUGUUUUAUUUCAAACACUGAGAGACAGGGAUUACUGAAAAGAAACAUUUUUAUAUUACGGUAGGAUGUUUCAUUUUAAGAUUUUUUUUUUUUUAAGAUUGAAAAAAAAAAAAAACGAGACGCUGGGACAGCCUACAAUCCUUCGAGAUGUAGAGGCAGAGACGGACGAGAGAAGUUUGGAAGUUUGCACGUAGGUGAGAGCUGAGGAGGACAAACAUGGCAGACGGUGAAUGUGUCGGAGCCCGAGCUCCUUGGUUGGGAGAUCUUCUGAUGUCACGUCAGAAACUAAAGAAAAUCACUUUGGCUAUCUAGUGCUAUCCCACGUAUGGGUCAUAUGUUCAGCUAAAAAAUAUUUAUCUCCUAAAAAGUUUAAAACCUUGAGAUUAGCACAGAUUUUGUUUACACAGUUUUGUCCUCGUGAGCGUCCCUCUUUACCAGGAUCGGUUGUCUUUAGACUAAAAACAUUCAGCCAUCCACAAAGUUUACAAGAGAAAUAUUUAGUUAGUGGGUGGCGGUAGAAUAAAAAACAUUGUAGUUAUAUAAUGGAUCUGUAUGGUACUGCGGAGAUGUCUGCACAUAACAUGUUGAUGUCUGUUUCCCAAUUGUUUGAUUGUAUGUUUCUUGCUGCUCAAACUACAUUAUGUGUGAGUGAAACUCUUUUUCUUCAGCUUUCUAUCGAAACUUCAGAUGAAAUGUAAAAUAAUAAAUACGACCAAACAAUGCUGA
This is a messenger RNA of Cottoperca gobio, 3023 nucleotides long. RefSeq names its product suppressor APC domain containing 2 (gene sapcd2). The record is from RefSeq and is a predicted model, not a curated record. Bases 211 to 1620 code for a protein of 469 amino acids. NCBI's taxonomy places the organism in Eukaryota, Metazoa, Chordata, Actinopteri, Perciformes, Bovichtidae. The transcript has 6 exons.